Drosophila obscura is the source of this 1451-nucleotide messenger RNA. Its product is annotated as transmembrane protein 65. Bases 281 to 1177 code for a protein of 298 amino acids. Gene Ontology annotation, cellular component: mitochondrion. NCBI's taxonomy places the organism in Eukaryota, Metazoa, Arthropoda, Insecta, Diptera, Drosophilidae. The transcript has 6 exons. The record is from RefSeq and is a predicted model, not a curated record.
CCCCUUUUUUGGCCGUAUCGUUAUCACAGUCGCAAAAAACACGGAAAACGCGGAAGACUAGUGUGGAAAUAUUUUCUGAAUUCAGAAAAAAACCGUCUGUGCGUGCGUGCUUUGUGUGUUUGUGUUGGUGUGUGCGUGUGUCGUGGCAAAGUUUCUGUUUUUGUUUAUACUCCCACGCCGCUCUCACUUACUUGUGACGUCACAACAACGAUUCGAUCAUCUUUCCGUUGAUAAUUGUGUAAUAGUUUAUUAAUAUAAAAAAUAGAAAAACACUGUGAAUAUGCGACGACAAUGUCAGGCUGCAUUAAGGCACCUGGUGCGUCACUGCCAGGCGACAGCAGCGCCCACAACGAUAACAACGACAACAACGACAAUGGGAGCCCGCAGAUUCUGCCUGCUCCAAGAGACGCCCCUGCUCCAAAAGACGCCCCUGCUGACCCACAGACGGUACUCAAAGUUCAGCACCCACCUAAGCGAGGAGCGGGCCAUGGAAUUGCUGUGCAAUUUGGAUGAGGAGGAGCGCCACAAUCUGCGCGACGCCAUGGGCAAAAUAGCUGCCGACAAGGAGAAGAAGAUGUACGAGAGCCAUCUGGCUGUUGGCAGUUGGCGGACACGCUUUGGACGGCUCUCGAAUAAACCAUCAUUGGGCCAGGUGGAUCCUUCCGGCUCUUUUUGUGCCGUUCCCGAUGAAUGGCUGCAAAAGAAAUUGGUUGAAUCGGCAACGCCACCCACCGCAGGACAAUUGUACAGCAUUUUCUUUGUGAAUGCUGUGCCAUUUGUAGCCUUUGGUUUCCUGGAUAAUUUCAUCAUGAUCGAGGCUGGUGAAUACAUUGAGGUGUAUAUGGGCCAUUUCAUUACACUCUCCACAAUGGCUGCUGCGGGCCUGGGGAAUACCAUUAGCGAUAUAAUGGGCAUCACCAUGGCCACGUAUGUGGAGCACGGCUGUCAGAUAUUGGGCCUCAAGCAGCCACAAAUGGCGCCAGCGCAAUUUGAGCUCAAGUCCAGCAAGCGAGCCUCCAGUGUUGGUCGUAUUGUGGGCAUCACGGUCGGCUGUUUGCUGGGCAUGUGCCCCUUGUGGUUUAUGGACGAGAAUAAGGAAGCGGCAGGCACACAAGCACCUGUGGCUGUACCCGUGGUUCCAGCCGACACAGAAGAGUCAAAAGUUGUACUUAAUUAGCUUAAUGUUACGCUGGUCAAUUAGUGAUGCUGUUUUGUCUUUAUUAUGUUUAAUUUAUUAUUACCAUCUGAUGAUUUUAUUUCGAUAUUUUGAUAUUAGACUUAAAUUGCCAGCUGAUUGAUUUGCUUUACACGUCUACGUCCUGGCAUUUCCUUCAACGAACAGACAACAGAUUGUAUUUCCAUCGAAAGGGAGCCCCAGUUGCAAUGCAUAAACGAACUAAUGAGACACUCAAUGUACCUACUAAUCUAUUAAAGUUCAUCCUAGUUCAUAA